Molecule: messenger RNA, 1326 nt
Organism: Rotaria sp. Silwood1
Lineage: Eukaryota; Metazoa; Rotifera; Eurotatoria; Philodinida; Philodinidae
Source: the annotation of a GenBank genome assembly
AUGAAGAUGUUGGCUCACUAUUUUGUCGCUAUUUUUUUAUUAUCGACUAUUAAUUCAAAUGUUUACGCUUUGAAAGCGUAUUCACGGUAUCAAUUAUGGCGUUUAUAUGUUACAAAUAAUGAACAAGGUGCUAAAUUACUUGAUUUUAGUCAUACAGCAUAUCAAAAGAAUAUUGACUUUUGGUCUAACAACUAUGGCACGAAUAUGCCGAUUGAUGUUAGUAUAGCACCUGAAUCUAUCAAUAGUUUUGCUGAAUUUUUAUCAUCAGAUGAUAUGAAAAUAAAAUACGACGUUAUUAUGAAAGAUAUUGAUGCUGUUAUUGAAAGACAAAACUUAAUUCAUAAAUUAAAACCGUCAUCUGUAUUUGUUGAUGAUUUUGCAUAUGAUAAAUAUCAUCCAAUUGAAGAAAUUCAUGCAUGGAUUGAUAAAAUGGUUAAAACAUAUCCUAAAUUAGCUACACCGUUUAAAGUUGGAAAAUCGUAUGAAAAACGUGAGAUGAAAGGUUUAAAAAUAUCGUCUAAUAAAAGAGCAGUUAAGGUUGAUGGUACUCCAGUAAAUAAAAAAAAGGCUGUUUGGUGGGAUGGAGGUAUUCAUGCUCGAGAAUGGAUUAGUUCAGCAACGAUUAUUUAUAUGGUUCAUGCUCUUUUAUCAAAUUACGAUAAAGAUCCAGUAAUUACGUAUUUCGUAGAUCAAUUCGAUUAUUAUAUUUUACCUGUCUUUAAUCCGGACGGUUAUGCAUAUACAUGGACGAAUAAUCGAUUAUAUCGUAAAAAUCGAAGUAACACAUCAGAGUCUGGUUGUAUUGGUGUUGAUCUAAAUCGUAAUUGGGAUUAUCACUGGUGUGAAGGUGGUGCUACACAUGAUCCAUGUUCUGGUACUUUUUGUGGUAGUAAACCAUUUUCAGAAAUUGAAACUGCACAAGUAUCAAGAUUUAUCAGUACACAUAAUGGUAUAUUUGUACAUUAUAUUAACUUUCAUGCCUAUUCACAAUUAUGGAUGUCACCAUGGGCUUAUACGUUAACAAAACCAGAACAAUUUAAAUUACAAGAUGAUGGAUCAGCUAAAGCUGUUCAAGCACUUCGUGCAGUUUUUGGUACUGAAUAUGAGCAUGGUAACAUAGGUUCAACUAUUUAUAUUGCAUCGGGUAAUGCAGUCGAUUGGACAUUUGGCAAAGCUAAUAUAACAUUUAGCUAUGCUGUCGAACUUCGAGAUACUGGUGAAUAUGGAUUUUUGUUACCGGAAGAUCAAAUUGUUCCAACUGGAAAAGAAACAUUAGCUGGUGAAUUAGCUUUAUUGAGAUAUAUUGCCGGAAUAUGUUAUGCUUAA